Messenger RNA from Triplophysa dalaica, 1921 nucleotides. It is a transcript of the gene c19h5orf24, whose product is annotated as chromosome 19 C5orf24 homolog. The transcript is spliced from 3 exons. The record is from RefSeq and is a predicted model, not a curated record. Lineage: Eukaryota; Metazoa; Chordata; Actinopteri; Cypriniformes; Nemacheilidae. Bases 245 to 1033 code for a protein of 262 amino acids.
UCUCUUUUGAUAUCUUAAUAUUUAAUAUCAAUGGCUGCCGCUACAUUUGUAACGCAUCACUUAGACCAAGAAGGAAACCUUCAAGACAUUUGCUGAAGAUGAACAUUAGUCUGUUUUGAUUUAAUCGACCAUAAGCAGUCGAUAUUCGUCCGUAUCGCCAAAAUGGGAGUAAAAUUGCACAUUUAACCCGUUGCACUCCGCUGUCGACAUUAAAGCGAGCGGAUCUGGCUCAUGUCCACAGAAGAUGAUGCGUCAGGUGUCCGGCAGCAGUGGGGAUUACUGUGUUAGUGGCAGGUCUUCAUGUUUUGCAGAGGAUGGAAGACUCGCGGCCAGUCACUUUGAUCUGUGCUCCACCAAGUUUUAUGCGUCGUUGCCUCCUCAACGCUCACGGCAGAUGUGUGUCGCUUACCUGACCCCACCAGCCCCAGUUAGCCCCAAAUCCACAUCAUUCCACAGGGAUGGCUGCCAUGUGGAGCCGCAACCUCAUGGCCCCCCAGGCCUUCAGGAAAGCGAGAAAGCCAAGGACUGUAAAAAAAAGGCCGCGCCCGGAAGAUCUGGGAAACGCGGGCGGCCAACUGGGACUACUAAACUAGCCGGUUACAGAACCAGCACGGGCAGGCCUCUGGGCACCACUAAGGCUGCUGGUUUUAAAACCAGCCCCGGGCGGCCGUUAGGCACAACCAAGGCCGCGGGUUAUAAGGUGAGCCCUGGUCGCCCACCUGGCAGCAUAAGGAGUCAGUCGCGCAUCGGUAAACUAGGCUAUACGGCAUGCAGUGGAGCCGCUUUCCCCUUCAGCAUCAUGCACAAACCUGGAGCAUGUGAAGACACGGAAACUAAAGAACCACCAAAAAUGUCCAUACAAGCGCCACAGUUCAUCCUCAGUGGCUUCCCCAUACGAACCCCAAAAACACUAGUGCCGAUCAGCGUCGCGUCAUCCGAGGAGUUUUCCCAAGCGGUCACGUGUCCAGCUGACAGUCAGUCCAGAAACUCCCUGGCAUUACCACUCCACAGUACUCUCCCAUCGUACUCAUGAACAGAGUCCCAAAAAAACAACUUCCACAUCUGAACAUUACACAUUCCCGUGAUGACGGAGAGUUUCCUUUCCCUCAUCUUUCUUAGCAAGGAGCCUAUAGUAAAAUAUUACCACUGACUGCCUGUAUUCACAAAUCCAUAGCAUGUCUUGUUGGAUUAGGAAAGAGAGUAAUAAUGUAGUUGUUGCUUUAGAUCGAUUGACACAGUCACACAAUAAUGAAGAUGCUGAGAACGUAAACAUCACUUCCCCAUUCCAGCACUCUGCCAAAGAACUAAUGUGUGCAUGUUAUAUUUGAGAUGUAAAAGGUUUUCUAUUUAUCAGGUUAUGCUUUACGGCAGCCUAUGAAAACAAGAAACAGGCUCUUCAAAUACAUAGUUAACCAAUACACAUCUUGUUAUAUUUACUUUAGUAUUGAAUUUACUAUGAAUGCGUUAACAAUAUUCUUGUUGUUUCCAUGUAACAGUGCUUCACAUGAGUAGUAAGGAACUGCAUAUGAUGUUCAUAACAGAUCUUUUAGUUGUUACACUAUUGUGCAAAUAUUCAUUGACAUGCAUACUUUUGUUUCUCUUUUUUUCCUCGCACCUUCUCUUUUUCCAUUUACUUUGUAAAACUGUUUGUGCAUGUGUGUGUAUGUACAGUAUGUGUCUAUAUUUAUACACAAACUCAUUAAAUGUGAAACAACAGGUUUUAUCUUUCUUUUUCUUGCAGACGUUUUAUUAUUGUAGAACUUGUCAAUCAGUAUGUUCAAUUAUUUAAUAGCACUUGUAUAUUGCCUCCUUUCUUACAGGUUGAGCCCAAAUACGUUUAACAAUUUUUAAUUCCUUUUCCUGGUUUUGCAUGCUUGUGUGAUUUUCACUGUGUUGUGUAAUAAACUGACUGUGAAGCUUU